This is a messenger RNA of Chlorella variabilis, 459 nucleotides long. RefSeq lists its product as hypothetical. Lineage: Eukaryota; Viridiplantae; Chlorophyta; Trebouxiophyceae; Chlorellales; Chlorellaceae. Gene Ontology annotation, cellular component: membrane. The transcript has 2 exons. The coding region runs from base 1 to 459 and encodes 152 amino acids. The record is from RefSeq and is a predicted model, not a curated record.
AUGGGUGUGGCUGCUCCCAGCGUGCCGCAGCUAACAUGCGUGCGUAAGGCCCCCCCCCGGCAGAGCAGCCGUGAGGCGCGGUGCACCACCACCCAGCCAGCCCCAUCCCGCGCUGCACGGCGCCGCCCGCCGCAGAUCAUCCUGUCCCUGUUCCUCUUCCUGGCCGCCGGCGUGGCGGAGAUCGGCGGCGGCUGGCUGGUGUGGCAGUCGAUUCGGCUGCACAAGGGGUGGUACCUUGCGGUGGCGGGCGCGGCGGUACUGUUUGUGUACGGGGUCAUCCCCUGCGCCCAGCCCAUGGACAACUUUGGGCGGGUGUAUGCCAUCUACGGCGCCUUCUUCAUCCUGUUGUCCUACCUGUGGGGCUGGGCGGUGGACGGCGUGCGCCCCGACACCGGGGACUGGGUGGGCAGCGGCAUCGCCAUCGGCGGCGGCCUCGUGGCCUUCUUCUGGCCCCGGUAG